Molecule: messenger RNA, 2079 nt
Organism: Anisakis simplex (herring worm)
Lineage: Eukaryota; Metazoa; Nematoda; Chromadorea; Rhabditida; Anisakidae
Source: the annotation of a GenBank genome assembly
AUGAAUUACGAAAAGAUAAAGAAGUUACAGCAAAAUGCAGCACAAGUUCGCACAGGUGGCAAGGGAACCGCACGUAGGAAGAAGAAGGUUGUACAUAAGACGGCUGCUACCGAUGACAAGAAAUUACAGAGCAAUUUGAAGAAACUUUCAGUGACCAACAUCCCAGGAAUUGAGGAGGUAAAUAUGAUAAAAGAUGAUGGAACAGUGAUUCAUUUCAAUAAUCCGAAGGUUCAAGCAUCGGUGCCAGCGAAUACAUUCUCAGUUACUGGUAGCGCUGAGAACAAACAGAUCACGGAGAUGUUGCCAGGCAUUCUGAAUCAGUUGGGUGCGGAGUCAUUGACUCAUUUGAAGAAAUUGGCUAAUAAUGUGACAAGUCGAUUCAAGACAGCCGACGAUGAUGACGUUCCAGAUUUGGUUGGUGAUUUCGAUGAAGCGUCGAAGAACGAGUCAAAAGUUGGUGGUGAAUGCAAAGAGGAUCAUGAUCACGAGCAUGAUCAUGAUCAUGAUCACGAACAGGAGAAAGAGAAUGCAAAAGACGCAGAAGUAGCGGAUGAAUCGGCCGAAGCAACGGUCAACGAGAUCGAGAAGAAGACGCCGGAUGCCGUACCUGAUGCUAUCCGCCUCAUUUAUCUGAGAGAAAGUGCACUUAAAGUUAAUGUUUUAGUGAUGCGUUUAGCACGACCAAAGCUUUACGAUGCGGUAUGUUUGCCGAUUGAUCCAGCCGACUCGAUGAGUGAAUUGAUCGGUUCAGCAGUAUGUCGACUAACAGGUCAGGAGUCUGCCGAUGAGCCGAUCGGUGAGUAUCUGAUGGCACCGCAGAUCUUUGAUAAUAUUUAUUUGGGUGAAACGUUCACGUUUUAUGUAAGCGUUCAGAACAACAGCACUCAAUGUGCUGCUGAAAUCUGCAUUCAAGUAAGUGAUCGUUUCAUCAAAUUUGCAUUUUUCUUCGAAUGUAUUACUUUAUUUGUCUCAUUUGCUCGAAUCCACAGCAUACUACAGACUGAUUUGCAAACGACAAAUCAGCGUGUUGCACUGCAUUCGAAGCUACAAGAUGCAAAUGCGACCUUGCAAUCAGGACAAAUACUCGGUGAAGUGAUCAGUCAUGAAAUCAAAGAAAUUGGACAACAUAUAUUAGUGUGUACAGUGUCGUACAAAACGUCCAGUGAUGAGAAAAUGCAUCUUCGAAAAUAUUUUAAAUUUCCAGUCACAAAGCCAAUUGAUGUUAGGACUAAAUUUUACAAUGCUGAGAACAACGAUGUCUAUUUGGAAGCACAAAUUCAGAACACAUCUGCCACUCCGAUGAUUUUAGAGAAAGUUAUUCUGGAGCCUUCUGACUUUUAUACUUCGACUGAAAUAACCCUGCCGUUCUCGAGUGAAAUAAGUAAGCAGCAGUUCUAUUUGAAUCCGAAGGAUAUACGUCAGUACUUGUAUUGCUUGAAGCCGAAAACUGCUGACUACUCGCUGAAUUAUUAUAGGGGAGGCACAUCUAUAGGUAAAUUAGAUAUGGUGUGGAGGACAAGCAUGGGUGAACGAGGACGCUUGCAGACAAGUGCUCUUCAAAGAAUGGCCCCGGGAUAUGGUGAUCUCCGAUUAACAAUCGAAAAAAUACCAGCCACUGCAAAAGUUCGACAAACUUUCGAAGUAGUUUGUCGGCUGCACAACUGUAGUGAACGUUCAUUGGAUCUCGUAUUGACUUUAGACAGUAGUCUGCAACCAGCACUAGUAUUGUGCUCAACAAGUGGUGUUCAGCUGGGCCAGCUACCACCCAACAGCACUGUUGAUUUUACCCUUGAAAUACUACCUAUUACACCUGGAUUGCAGUCAAUAUCCGGUAUACGUGUCAGCGAUACAUUCCUGAAAAGAACUUACGAACAUGAUGAUAUUGCUCAAGUCUUUAUUACGUAAUUUUUGUUCCAUCUAUCACCAAAACGUGAUAGAUCGUCGAAUGAAGAGGGAGUUAUGGUUGCAUGGAUCUCAGCGAGAAAUGACGAUCUGCUAAAAAAAAAAAAGGAGGCAGAUAGCGCGAGAGCAUCAGAACCAGUGUCGGAAAAACGUCAUCGAAGAACUUCGAUCAUGUGA